CGCCUCAGGCGGCAAUCCCAGCCUCGAGUCUCUGCGAUUACUGUCCAGAUGGCCAGACCCGUGCGCCUGCUCUCGGUGGUGGCUGUGCUGGCGGCCUCAGCAAGUGGCAUGCCGUGUCCCGCCUCGUGCCCACAUCAGCAGCAGGCGGCGGCUACUUCCCCGUGGCGGCUGAUGCUGCUGCCCCCCCGUGGGAUCAUCGUCCUCGUGCCGUGGUACAUACACAUGUGCCUCUCGCAGCAGUUCACAGCUGGAGCGCCUGCGUUGGCCGCACCAGUCCUGCAAGCAUCGGUGGCGUCAACGGAGAAACGUGGGUUGGGGUCUGCCACAACGGAAGAAGCCUUCGGCCUGCCGCAUUGGGAAGACCUGCUGCGCAACUUCAUCAUCGCUCCCGACGUACCGUGCGGUUUUGGCCAGCUGGGGAACGCGGGCGACCUGUGUCGCGAACCAGACGGUGAACAACACUGACUGCUCGGACCAGCUAAGCGAGGGGGUGACGUCGGCCUGCAGCGCUCUCUACGACGCACUGUUUGAAGAUAUUUGGGUGUGCUGGCUGUUGCCUUUCUACCACGGGACGAUGACUUAAUGCCAUCUCAGGAACUUUACUAGUGGCAACUAUUUAUUUACAGCUGGUACAAAAUAGAUACGUGUUUCAAA
Messenger RNA from Schistocerca cancellata (South American locust), 654 nucleotides. RefSeq lists its product as uncharacterized. The transcript has 2 exons. Lineage: Eukaryota; Metazoa; Arthropoda; Insecta; Orthoptera; Acrididae. The record is from RefSeq and is a predicted model, not a curated record. The coding region runs from base 49 to 465 and encodes 138 amino acids.